Messenger RNA from Tilletiopsis washingtonensis, 1923 nucleotides. RefSeq lists its product as hypothetical. The coding region runs from base 64 to 1860 and encodes 598 amino acids. Lineage: Eukaryota; Fungi; Basidiomycota; Exobasidiomycetes; Entylomatales. The record is from RefSeq and is a predicted model, not a curated record. The transcript is spliced from 3 exons. Gene Ontology annotation, biological process: regulation of transcription by RNA polymerase II. Gene Ontology annotation, cellular component: nucleus.
CAGCCCACCUACCGCCUCCCCGCCCACACACGCCGCCCUCGCUCGUCCGUGUUCCGGCCCGACAUGUCGGCGGCGAUGCUGCCGCCUCGAGCGCCGGCCGCGCCUGCCAAGCGCCUGGCUGUCGACGCCCCCGCGGCCGCCAGCCCGUCGCCGGCGAAGCGGCCGCGAGCCAAGACGCAUCUCUGCGCCGACGACGGCUGUGGCGCCGCGUUCCACAGCCCGGCCCGUCUGCGCGAGCACGAGCGCAGCCAUACCGGAGAGCGCCCGUUCGUCUGCCCGCAUCCCGGCUGUGACUCCGCCUUUGCACGCUCGCACCACCUGUCUGCCCACGCGCGGGUCCAUGCAUCGACCUCUCUGCUGGCAGAUCCGCAGCCGUCCGGCGUGGCCUCGCCGGAGCGCAUCCGUCUCUGUGCGGCAGCACCAGUCUGCGCAGCGCGCUUCAUGACGGCAUCGCACGCGCGCCGGCACGAGGAGACGUGCGACGUGCUGCGCGCUGCACGCGUGGUGGAAGGUGGCGAGACGGCCACGGAGCUGGAGGACGAGACGCGCACGGAUGCCGAGCACGGCGUGGCUGAUGCUGAGAAGGCGAAGAAGAAGCGAGGAGGACACAAGGAUCGAGACCGCGACUACGAGUGCACCGAGCCUGGCUGUGACCACACGUUCCGCAAGCGCAAGCACCUGCGAGCGCACAUCUGGGCGCGCCACUCGGCCUCUCCUGCCGCGUCGCCUUUCGCUACAGGCACGCCUGCCGUAGCAGCCGAGGAGGGCACCAAGCCGUUCGUCUGCGCGCAGCCAGACUGCGGGCAGGCAUUCGCCUCCUACUCGGCGCGGCGCAAGCACAUGCGCAAGCACGACGCCAAGCGCUACAUGUGCGCCCAGCACGAGACGCCGGAGCACUUCGAGACGUGGUCUGCACUGCAGGCGCACAUGCGCGCCGCGCAUCCGCCGACGUGCUCGCAUCCCGGCUGCGGGCGGGUCUUCAGCCGGCUCGACCACCUCAAGGAACACGAGGCGCGGCAUGUGGCGCGGCAGAGGAGCGAGAAGCUCGCUGAGCAGGAGGAGGGCACGGGCUUCGACGUGGCGGAUGAGGACGAGAGCAUCGAGGAGCCGCCUGCACGGCCAAUGUUCGCCUGCAACUGGACAGAGUCGCAGUGCAGCAAGACGUUCAAGAGCGCCUAUGCACGCGACACGCACGUCCGCGUCUUUCAUCGCGGCGAGCGCAAUCACAAGUGCGCCUGCGGCAAGGCCUACGGGCACGCGCAUCUACUGCGGGCCCAUGCCAAGCGCUGCGCUGCAGCGACAGGCGCCGGCGACUCGGCCGAGCAGUCUGCAGCGAGCGACGCAGACGAGGGCGAGGACGGCGACGACGAUGGAGCCGACAGCGCCGCCACGUCGGACCUCAGCGACGACGAGUUCUUCCGCCGCGAGGGCGGAGCAGUGCCCGAGUCGCACGCCUCGCGACCGCGCGCGCCACGACGGCUGAGCGGCAGCGCCGCCGAGGCAUCUGCGGAGAAGCGGCCGCCCAAGCUGCUGCACCUCCUCACGGGCUCGUCGUACGCACAGCCCGCGACGCUCUCGCGGCGGCACCGCACGCGCAUCCUCUCGUGUCCCUGGGCGCGCGUCGUGGCACUGCUCGACGCCGAGGACGACGCACAAGGCGCCGAGGCGAUCGCAGCGCUCUCGCCGCAGGACGUGCAGCAGGCGUGUGCCUUUCGCUUUGGCCGCCUGUACGAUGCGCGCCGCCACAUGCGUGCCGUGCACGAGGUCGAGCUCAGCGACGCAGAGCUGCGGGCCCUCAUUCCGGCCGACGAGACGGCCGGGCUGCCGAAGCCGCGCCGCAGCGAGACGCCGGCCAAGUAGCGUCUCGGCUCGCCAUACCCCAUACCUUCGCGUUUCAAUCUGCAAUCGCGAUACCUUGCCGUG